AUGUUUAUGAACAAAAAAUUAAAAAACUCAAACUUGAAUUUGAAGAUACUUAUCAACAAAUCGAGAAAGAAGCUGUCAAAGUUAUCGAUAAAAUAAAAGAAAAAAUUAAAGAGAAAAAUAAGAUUAUUGAUGAAUUGAAUCAAUAUGAGCAAGAAAAACUAUUCAACCAAGUUUAUACGGCUGUAAAUGAUUUUACUGGUGAAACUUAUAAUUUUGUUGAAUUAAAAGAAGAAUUGGUAGAGAAUACCAUACAAAAAGACAAAGAAAAUAAAGAAAUUGAUAUAAAGAAAUUAGAUAAAAAUGAUAAUAAAGAAGCAAAUAUAAAUAAAGAACCAGAAGAUCUUUUGAAAUAUAAUUAUGUUUAUCAUGAAACAUUUGGUAAAAAAUCUGAAAAUGAAUUAUAUUAUGAAUCUGAUAAUAGAAGUUGA
Dentiscutata erythropus is the source of this 428-nucleotide messenger RNA. The record is from the annotation of a GenBank genome assembly. NCBI's taxonomy places the organism in Eukaryota, Fungi, Glomeromycota, Glomeromycetes, Diversisporales, Gigasporaceae.